AGUAGUAAUAUUUCGACCAAUGAUACAUAUAUAACAUAUAUCGAUCCCCAUUGUGCCACUACGGCGCGCCUCUGACGACUCUCAUGCUCUCCUCUCCCUCGAUCCCUCAGCUUAUAGCCACAGCUUAUGCCCAAGCAUUGCCUCCUUCUCGCUUACUCAAGACUCUUCAAGAAGUCCAUCUUCAUAAUCUUAGCCCCAGCGUCCAGUAUGAUCUCAUACGUGCAUUUCUUGACCAUCUUCUUCCCGUUCCUCCGUCCAUCAUGCUUGCCUAUCUUGCCCAUGCACUAUCGACAUCCGUAAUAACGACACAGGAUUUCACAAUUGGAUUGCUUUUCUAUAUGUCUGGUCACGAAAUUCCCCCUAUAGAGUCUCUUGUUUCCAUCGUCAAUGUCUUGAUGGAAAAUCCCACUUGUUUUGAAGAUGGUACCAUCUUGCCCUCUAUGCUUUCUGAUCCAGCUUUGGUACAAAGCGACACCAACGGUGAAUUAUCAAAAUACCGUGACAACAAUCAGACAAGUACGCUGUCCCUUCUUCUCCCUUUACUGCGUGUAUCAGCUACGCCAUUCCCCCCACCAACACUCACGGCUUUCAUUGCCCGAUUAUUAAACUGCCUCUCGCCCUUUCCGGUACCGCCACUCGAUGUAGGUCUGGAAGCAGGUCAGUUACUUCCUUCCCUCACAGACGAAAUUAGCAUCCCACUCCGAAACUGCCUGGGAGGGCUGAUGGCCGAUGCGACCACAAAUGACCCGCAACAAGUUGAACAAGUCGUAUUUCAACAGGACUCACAACUUGCACAAGGCGAUAGCCCUUCCCAAGUUGAAAUGCCAACAAAUUCCUCACUUCCACUUAAAGCUACUGUUGCGUUCUUAUUAGAACAGGCUCAUCGUGCAUCCCAAUGGGAUCCCUCUGAGCUUGCCCUCGAAAUGGAACAUUAUCAAACACCUGCACCAAGUUAUGUACGCAUGCUCAAAGCAGGCCAGCAUAUCUGUUCCAACCCUGAAGAAUUCAUUGUCGUCUUAUUCGAAGUAUCGAUUGAAAGGCUAAUUUCCGAAGACGGCCGAAGCCUCAUAGCCAAGGCUGAAGGAAUACGAGACUGGGGUUGGGUAACUGAAUCCUUACCUAAUCUCCUAAGAUGGUGGCGAUCCCAGAGGGAAGAGGAUGGCUUCGUAGGUUGGCAACUGCCGUCUGUGGUCGCUGAACCUUUGACCAAAGCUGUACAAGUGUUUCUUCCGGCCAUGCAAAGCUAUUCUGAAAAGGUGUUAGAGACGUACGAAGUAAUGGUGCAAUCUGCGGAGAUCGAGGAGGAAUCCAGUGGAUUUACUCCCCCUGAGUCUUGGCAAUUAGUGUCAUUGCAAGAGUAUCUCAUUGGGAAGUUGAUUGAGAUGGAGCUCAUCACUAGAACCGAAGCCUGUAAGAUGAUCCCGACGAUAUCAGUACCACAAACUGUUCAGGGUCAAUCUUUAUUGGAAAGGAUGGAAUCGGAAUCUCGUGCCCAUGUCAAACCUCUCGUGUUCAUCAUAACUUACGCUUUCGGCGCCGCAAAGUCUUUCGCAUAUGAAAUUGUCAAUAUCAUCAAAUCAUCGCCUCAGGUGCCCCCGCCUGAAAAUCUUUUCCUUCAUGUAUCGUAUCAGCCCUCAAUAUUUUCGGCCCUGGUCACGUUCAUAUCACCUUUGUCGCUGUAUACGCUAAUGUCAGAUCGGCUACUGGAAGCUUAUUCUGAAUUGGACGAAUUCGCCCGAUCUGACGACCCACAGGGCUACCUUACGAGAUUUGGAGAGGGGGUCAUCUUGCUCGAAAGCUUUGCUAGAGAAUUCAAUUUGGAUCUUCCAGAAUUGCUCGCGAACGGGAGAAGGGCGACUGGAUAUGGCUUGUUGGACGCAGAGCAGAAGGACUGCUUGAACGGUUGGGUAAAGGCAAUCUUCGGCUCCGAUGGAAUAGAAGAUCAAAUACUUUUGGCCACCCCCCCGCAAACACUUUGCUGCUUAGUACCUACUUUGAUUCAACAAGCUAUCGCGGCGGUAGCCUGCAAUCAAAUAGAUCUUGAUACCUUACAUAGCGGGCUUUCGUAUUUCUCUCAACCGUUAUUAAGCUGGUGCUUGGGUGGAGUGAUCGAAUGGCUCUGUGACGAGAUUCUAAGGCAGGGAGCCCUGAGUGCGCUCCAUCUCGUUGUUCUUCAAGCACUAGCAAUGGGCCAUGCUUGCCCAGAACAGCUUCUGAAAGUGAAUGACAGAGCUCUCAGAAAACUAUUUAAUCCUCUAAGUGGUCUAGAUGAGGUUAUAGGAACCUCAAAUUUUGAUAUGUUUGCAUUCAAGGCUAAGCUAGAGUCUCUGGGGAUCACCACCUCUCAUCACUAUGGACCGCUGAAUCAGCCGUCAGUUAAGUCAAGUAUCCAAAGCAUCAGCAGUCUUCCAUUUGCAACAGCAUUUUGGGCGAAUCCUCUGCUUGAUUCCCUAUGGGCUUCUGCAGGCACUUCAAACUGGAUGACAGUUGUCCUCAAGAAUAUCUUCUCUCAACUCGAUACAUUUCCAGUUUCUCCAGUAGGCUCUGCUUGCCAAAGAUCCGGAGUAUAUGCGAACUUUGUUCCGUUCCUUUUGAUGGUCGAUAUCAAGGGAAACGAGCCACUGUUAAGCGGGCUAGCCGCGUGGCUUAGAAAUUCCACUGAAGACCUCAUCCAUUACACCCGCGGCAGUCGCGUACUCGCCGGUAUUUUUACGCAGUGUAUAUUGCUAGCCGACCUCAUAUGGGGCAGAGUGAUGGCCAAGCGAGUGAUCAAGGAACUUGUAGUCGAGUUGCAUUCAGUUACGACACUGGGUGUCAGAUCAGGCGGGCAAAGCGAGGAAACGACUCAACUCCACAGUCGCAAAAUGAAACAUCGUGAUGGACGCCGCCUGACUUCUGAACAAAGGUCGAUGUGUGAGGAUAUAGUCAAAAUGUUGACCUAUGACGAUGGAUUGAGGGCUAGGUGGGGGAAUCAUUGGGUAGAUUUAGCCGUAUAAGGCAUAUGACAAUAGAUAGUGAAUCCCUGAUCAGCAUUAAAUUUCCACGAUGAAUGUAAUGUUACUGCGG
Messenger RNA from Cryptococcus deneoformans JEC21, 3066 nucleotides. RefSeq names its product expressed protein. NCBI's taxonomy places the organism in Eukaryota, Fungi, Basidiomycota, Tremellomycetes, Tremellales, Cryptococcaceae. Gene Ontology annotation, biological process: regulation of transcription by RNA polymerase II. The record is from RefSeq and is a predicted model, not a curated record. The transcript is spliced from 10 exons. Gene Ontology annotation, molecular function: transcription coregulator activity. Gene Ontology annotation, cellular component: mediator complex. Bases 84 to 2996 code for a protein of 970 amino acids.